AUGGAGAAGGAGCGUGUGGAGGUGCGCACGCGGCCGAGGCCACCGCUGCCGGCGUCGCAACAGCGCGCGGUGGACCAGUUCUGGAUGGAGCGCCAGGAGGAGAUCGAGGCGACGGUGGACUUCAAGGACCGGAUGCUGCCCAUGGCCCGGCUGAAGAAGGUCAUCGUCCGCGCCACCGAGGAUGACGAGGACGGCAUGAUGAUCUCCGCGGACACGCCGGCGUUUCUCUCCAAGCUAUGCGAGCUCUUCGUGCAGGAGCUCGCCGUGCGUUCCUGGGCGUGCGCCCGCUCCCACAACCGCCGAAUCAUACUCGGCGCCGACAUCGCCGAGGCCGUCGCAGCCACCGAGGACGGCAACACUUUUGAAGGUGAUAACUCCGCUGCUGAAAUGGUGAGAGCUCCUCCUCCUUUGGCAGCGUCUGCAGCAGGAGAGCUACAGACCAGCACUGUUCCUCCUGCUCCUUGCUACUUCUACUCGUACCCGGUGAUCGACGACAAUCUUGACGCAUUCGCUCUUGGCAACACCGAACCGAGUGGAAACACUGAAAAUCCUGCCGGAAAUGCCGACGGAAACGUCAAUGGUGCUAUUGGUGUCGCUCAUGGUGGCCAGCAGCAGGUGCUGAGCGGAAACCUUGGCAACACUGAUCCGAGUGGAACUGGGAACGAGUCCCCAAUGCACUACAUGCUUCUGGAGGAGGUCCUGCUGGAUCAAGACCUGCUGUUUCCUCCUGACGCUGCUGAUAUGUUUCCGGAUCCGGAGGAUUUCAUCAUCGACCAAGAUGUUCUUCACGACGUCUUCGCCGACCCAAGUAGCAGCAGCAGCAGCACUUGCAGCAACUAA
Lolium rigidum is the source of this 840-nucleotide messenger RNA. RefSeq names its product nuclear transcription factor Y subunit C-9-like. Gene Ontology annotation, cellular component: nucleus. Lineage: Eukaryota; Viridiplantae; Streptophyta; Magnoliopsida; Poales; Poaceae. Gene Ontology annotation, biological process: regulation of DNA-templated transcription. Gene Ontology annotation, molecular function: protein heterodimerization activity; DNA binding. Bases 1 to 840 code for a protein of 279 amino acids. The record is from RefSeq and is a predicted model, not a curated record. The transcript has 2 exons.